Sparassis crispa is the source of this 1068-nucleotide messenger RNA. RefSeq lists its product as hypothetical. NCBI's taxonomy places the organism in Eukaryota, Fungi, Basidiomycota, Agaricomycetes, Polyporales, Sparassidaceae. The record is from RefSeq and is a predicted model, not a curated record. The transcript is spliced from 5 exons. The coding region runs from base 1 to 1068 and encodes 355 amino acids.
AUGAUGGUUGAACUCGCCAGGCUUCUGACCACUCGUGGUGUCAACUUUGAUGCAAAAGACAAUCAGGUACGCUGUUUUGCACAUGUGAUCAAUCUUUGUGCCCAGGCCAUCCUGUCAUCUCUUUCGGACACCCUGAUUGAUGAAGAAAUCGUGAUUGAUCCCCUGACUAAGGGAGAAGUCCAAAGCUUUGAGCAGGCAGCUGCACGUGAUCUCAUCGCUUUAGAGUGUGGCAUCAUCCAUAGUGUCUGUUCCUCUGGCCAAAGAAAGGAGCACUUUGAAGAUAUAGUCAAGGAGGGCAAUGCAAAGAAUUACUUCUUUGCAGGGGAGCCGCCUGUUGUCAUUAAGGUGACCCCUAAGCAGCUCAUUGCUGAUGUUCAGACACAGUGGGACUCCACAUGGCACAUGCUGCAUCGACUCCGCGAACUGCACCCAGUGCUUAAUGCCUCUGAUAAUCAUCUCAUGAAUCGCCAGUUAGCAUGUUUCAGGCUAUCCCUCAUAGAGUGGGAAGUCUUGAAAGAGUUUGAAGUCAUGCUGAAGAUCCCUCGCCUCACGACCAACAAGUUGUCUAUUGGGGCUAGUCCAAUGCUUUCUGCAGCUGUUCUGGCCAUCGAACUCCUGCAGACAUCUUGGGAGAAACUGCAUGACCGUAACAGAUUGCAAGUGCAGCCAUAUGUGAGUGUUGGUAUCAAGAAGGUGAGUGAGUACUACAAGUGGAUGGACGACACCAGGGCUUAUGUGAUCACCCUCUUUCUAAACUCAGCAAUCAAGAUGACCUGGGUCCAGAAAUACUGGGGCAAAGACUACAUCUGUCGAAGCAAGGAAACUGUCCUCGCUCUUAUGAGAGAGUAUGCUGCUCACCUUGGCAACCAAAAUGCUGGUGCCAGCGCUGUCGAGGUGUCUGCGGCCCAGCCCACGUAUGCUGCAGUAGAGAGCCUGACAGCUCAAUACAACCUGGUUGACAACUUCAUGCUCGCUCAUCCUGAAGGCAACAUCAAGCCUGUCGAGCAGGAGUAUAAUGUGUACGAGAUGCAAGGCCUCAAUUUUGAUUAUGGCAUCUUGGAAUUUUGA